AGAGAGAGAGAGAGAUUUCUGUAUUAACUCUGUGACUGCUUAUAGUGCUUCAAAAUCUUGAUCACAACUUAUGUGUAAAGAUAAGAGGAAAUGCCUAUAUUGACCAUGUUUACAUGGGGAAAUGAUAGCAGUCAGAGAUAACAUUUGGAUACACAAUGUAUGUAAUUAAAUGCAUAUAGUCGCAUACAGAUGUUGAGCAGCUGUUAACACUGAGGUUUUUUUUGUCACAUGAUAUAUGUAAUAUAUACAAGUAUACAAUGUAAGAACGUGUAUGUUUGUUUGGAUUUGUCCAAUCUGUGAAAUAAUAUCACAAACAAGAUUUAAUGAGGAGGAGGAAAUUGAAAGUAGGUGUGACUCUAACCAGGUGAAGAUGGAGAUGAACAGUGGGCUGACCUUCCUCAAUAAGGACACUGAUGACCAGAUGGUAAUCAGUGGUUACAGAGUAAACAAAGUAAGGAGAUGGAUGGUGUAUGUAGGGUAUUUGCUGACUGGUGGAAUUCUACCGUUGGUGUUGUACUGGUGUCCACAUUGGUAUAUCAAGUGUACGCAUACUGUAACACAGCUCUCCGAGGCCACUAAAGUCGUACUUAAGGAUCAGUAUGAGCAGUGGUUUGUUGCUGAAGUCGUGCUGGUCACAAAAGAUGGCACAAGAGUCAAAAUAAUCCGUCCCACCCCAGCAUUCUCCUUCUCUAAAAGAAGACGGAAAGCUACGGCGGACAUUUUACUUACAGGACAUGAUGAAAAUCUAAUGAGAUAUUUCGUUGUGAAGAAAGUCAAGUAUUGCUGGAAUAAUGAAUCUCAGGAGUUUGAGAAACUCAAAGGUUUGGAGAAUAACAUGACCUGUUCACAGCUUCAUGCUCUCCAGGGAUUGUCUGCUACAGAGCAGUGUCGCAGGCGAAUUACAUACGGUGCCAACUCUAUUGCUGUUCAUGUUAAACCAGUAGUACACCUGUUGUUCAAAGAGAUUUUAUCUCCAUUUUAUGUGUUCCAAGCCUUCAGUGCCUCAGUGUGGUUUUCUGAUGAGUAUGAAAUCUACGCUUCUUGUAUCGUCUUCCUGUCCACGUUAUCCAUCAUUGUCUCCAUUUAUCAAACCAGAAAAAUGCAAAGAGCACUGAAAAACACAAUUCAAUCCUCUACGGUUGUGAGUGUCUGUCGAGAAAAUAAUGAGUUUGUUGACAUCCAUUCUGAUGAUCUUGUUCCUGGCGAUAUCAUUGAAAUCCCACGGCGAGGUUGUAACAUGCAGUGUGACGCUGUACUACUGACAGGAAACUGCAUCGUCAAUGAGAGCAUGCUCACAGGGGAGAGUGUGCCGAUCACAAAAACACCUCUUCCUAAUCCAGGAGGUCAUGAAGAGGAGGACUCUGAUGUAAAAUUCAGUAUGAAGGAGCACUCAAAACAUGUGCUGUUCUGUGGAACUCAAGUUAUUCAGACUCGUUUCUAUGGCAACCAGAAAGUUAAAGCUCUUGUCAUCAGAACAGGGUUUUCCACAUCUAAGGGAGAUUUAGUCAGGUCUAUCAUGUACCCAAAGCCAGCAGAUUUCAAAUUUGAGAGGGACACAUACAUUUUUGUGGGUGUGCUGGCCAUUAUUGCUGGCUUUGGAUUCAUCUACUCCAUUGUUCUGGAGGUUCGUAAUGGUGAGGAUACCUCUGACAUCAUUCUUCAUGCACUUGACAUCAUCACCAUUGCUGUUCCUCCGGCACUUCCUGCCGCCCUGACAGUGGGUAUCGUGUUUGCUCAGCAGAGACUAAAGAACCUGAAGAUCUACUGCAUCAGUCCUCGCUGCAUCAAUGUGUGUGGAGGCAUCAAUGCUGUCUGCUUUGAUAAGACUGGGACUUUAACAGAAGAUGGCUUAAUGAUGCAGGGAGUUGUACCCGCCAAUGAUAGCAGUUUUGAAGAUGAGGUGCUAGAUCCAAGUUUUUUAAAAGCAAAUCCGCUACUAGUUGGCAUGGCAACAUGUCACUCUCUGACAAUCAUUGAGGGCAGCAUUACAGGGGACCCAUUAGAUGUCAUCAUGUUUAACAGCAUUGGCUGGGUGUUGGAGGAGCCAGGGGAAGAAGAAAGCCGCUUCGACAUGAUGGUCCCCACUGUGGUGUAUCCUAGUACCUCACCACUCAAGUUCAAGGAUGAUCUUCAAUAUGGAGUGAUCAGGCAGUUUACAUUCUCCUCAGCACUGCAGAGAAUGUCAGUAGUGGCCAGAAACUUAAAUGGACAGAGUUUCGAGCUUUAUACAAAGGGGGCUCCAGAAAUGAUUGCCUCCCUCUGUAAACAGGAAACAGUGCCUCCAGAUUUUCACGAGAAACUGAUGUCUUACACUCAGCAUGGCUAUCGAGUCAUUGCCAUGGCAUGGAAAGAACUGCCUUCCAAAAUCAAUUAUGUCAAAGUUCAAAGAAUACAAAGAGAGCAGGUAGAGAAAGAUCUGAUUUUUCUGGGUCUGAUAGUAAUGGAAAACAAACUAAAGCCUGAGACUACACCAGUAAUUAAUGAACUAAGGGAGGCCAACAUCAGGUGUAUCAUGGUCACAGGCGACAAUGUCUUAACAGCAGUCAGCGUAGCCAGAGAAUGUCGCAUGGUAGACACCGCUGAUCAGAUCAUCGUAGUGGAGGCAGCUGUCAGCAAGGACAGCAAGCCGAUGCUGAACUUUGUGUAUGCUGAUGAUAAGACAAAGCCAGUGGAGGAAGUCAAGAGUGGGGAGUCCGGCAGUUUGAUUCAGAUAGAAGAACUGGACCAGGUGUUUCACUUUGCUGUGGAGGGCAGGUCUUGGGCCGUACUACAAAAACACUACCCAGAGAUACUGCCCAAGAUUGCAGUCAAAGGAACUGUGUUUGCAAGAAUGUCACCAGAGCAGAAAGGUCAGCUAGUGGAAUUACUGCAAGAACUUGGGUAUUAUGUAGGAAUGUGUGGAGAUGGUGCUAACGAUUGUGGAGCACUUAAGAUGGCCCACGCUGGAAUAUCUCUGUCUGAAGCCGAGGCUUCCGUCGCCUCACCUUUCACCUCCAAAGUCCCCAAUGUCAAGUGUGUCCCCAAUGUCAUCAGGCAAGGACGAGCUGCGUUAGUGACAUCCUAUGGUAUUUUCAAGUACAUGGCCUGUUACAGUUUGACCCAGUUUGUGUCGGUCUCCAUUUUGUACUAUAUAUCAGCCAGUCUCACUGACCCGGAGUUUCUGUACAUUGAUUUGUUCCUCCUGUCCACUCUCAGCAUCACAUUUGGCAGGACAGAUCCGUAUCCAGAGCUGGCCAAGGAACCCCCACCUAUCAGUCUGACCAGCAUCUUCCCUAUCAUGUCAUUAGUUCUACAGAUGCUUAUACAGACAGCAGCUCAGACAUUCUGUUUCCUUCACAUCAAAUCACAACCAUGGUUUGAACCAUUUGUGGAGAAUCCUGAUGACAACUACUGGAGCUAUGAGAAUACAGCGGUGUUCUCCAUGUCGGCCUAUCAAUACAUAAUUCUGGCCAUCACCUUCUCCAAGGGAUUCCCGUAUCGCAGAAACAUGUUUACAAACUAUUGGUUCUUGGUCAAUGUUGUGGUUUGUGUGUUGGUAACUUUAUGGGUCACAAUUUAUCCAGAACCUAAGGGAUUUCAAGAGGUUAUGGAGCUUCGUUCACCAGAAUCAAUAAGCUAUCGACUACUGUAUGUUGGGAUAGCAGCUGCCAACUUCUUAUUGUCGGUGCUUAUUGAGACUUACUUCCUUGACAACCCAUAUUUACGAAAUCGAUGGUCACGAUUUGUGGACCGCUGUCUUCGACACACAGAAGUGAAAUACAAGACAAUAGAAAGGGAAAUAAUUGAAGCCCCAGACUGGCCUCCCAUUGAUAAAACAGCAGAAGGUGUGGCAAAUGGUUAUAUGAGAUUAGACAGCAUGAAUUCUAUUCAAGGAGUCAACAUUUAUCACCCCUCCGAUUCCGAAUCUGAUAUCAAAAGCCUGACAUCUGUUUCUUCUCAAAAGGUUGCAACUAAUACACAUCGAAAUUGUGUCGAUAAAUCUGCAUUCAACCAAGGGUCUUUACCCUGCAUUGUGCAAAAUUCCAAGGAUACUACCUCUCUGAGACAGACUCGGAAAUCUCGGACAUUGAGCGAGUCGGCUGUAGACAAUGCUGAAGGGACGACUAACGACGACAUUCUUCUGUCUGAUGAAAUCACAUCUUUAGCACAUGCCCGGUCCAGAGAUAAAGUUUCCAACAGUUCCAGUGCUAUACCCCUGAUUGAUCCACCCCCAGGUAGAAAGAAAACUUUCGGAUCUCAAGAAGACACAAAAAUCUGCUAGCAUUGCAUUUAUGUUAGUUUCUUAUCGAUAGUGGAAUUUUGCUGUGACGCUGUGUAGAAAACUUUGUCUUUUCCCCCCAUUUUUAUUUUUAAUUACGAAAAAUCAUAGGAAACUAGAAAUUGUUAUAUUAAAGAAAAGCAAUUAUUAAUAGCUUUAAUCCACAGGCAGUUAUAUCACUUAUACUCUGUAAUAGUAAAUUUGAACCCAAGCAAUAUAAUUGCCUGUGCUUUAAUCUGAUACAUGUAUACAGUGAAUGUUAUCUAAUUGGGAAAAUCAUGAUAUGCUGCCAACAAUUUGUCAGGUGCUUCUGUAGGCAAUGUUGCAUACUGAAAUAUACAUGUGUUUCUGCAGAAAUCAGUAUCACGUUAUAUGUGUACAUGACGCUAACCACCAGUCAGAGUGAACCUUAUCAUGGAGAGGUGGAGUUUGUCACCAACAGUGAUUUUUAAUGUUGAGAAAGUCCCCCUUGUCAGAAAAUAUCUCAACUGGGCUAAGAAAUUGAAACAGACACAAUGGUGAAAUGUCAUACUUGUUUCUAAAUAGUAAUAUAGAUGUGUGUGUGCACAGGACAUGGAUGAGCCUGUCUUCAUCUUCAAAUGUCUUUUCCCAGAGGUUUGCUGUGAUAGUCUUGAGUGAAACGUGUGUAUGUGUGUAAAUUAGAUAGAGAUCUAGUUUUGAUGAAGGUCUUUCAAUGUUUAGCUUUACCAAAAAAAUCUGAUUUCAAGGAUUUAAAAUGAAUUUUACAAGUUCUAUGUUCAGAACCAUUUUUUCCAUGCUUUUUUAUCUGCUUUGAUCUCAGCUUUUGUUUUUUAGGGUGCUUGAGCCUUUAUUGCAAUACGUUCCUGUCCAUUGUUGUCUGUAAACUUAUAUUUUUCACUUAUUCUUGGAAACCUUUGAACCAGUUCUGGAAUAUGUAUUUUUAAUUUAAAGGUACCCAUCCACUGGAGACUAAUUAGGGAUGGGGCUAAAACCUCCAAAUAUUGUUAUCUUUACCAAAACAAAAAAAAGAACUUCAUUUUAUUUAUAUACACUUAACAUGUAGCAAACAAACUGAAAGCAUAGUUGUUUAAUAUUAGCAUUGGUGGUUUCUACAAAAUGAUGAAAUUUAUCGCUCUUGGGUCAAGCAUUCGGACUAUAUAGAUUCGGACCCAUGUAGAUUAUGUACUGGGAGAAGGUUUAUAUAGGCUCUGCCUGAUCAUAUUAUGUUAUACAGUACAAAAUAAAAUAUUAUGUACUAAAAAUGUGUUCAGAUAAUCUUAAAGAGGCAUUAACAACCAAAGUCGUGUUUGCCAAUUAUUACCAAAUACAUAAAAUCACCACGGACGUCAAAAUUUCAACAUAACUCUUUUUUUCCCUUCGUUUUUAUAGAAACAAUGCCAGAGAAGUACAUAUAGGCGUAGUUCAAUGCAGAGAAAUUUGUAUCUUUUUCUGGAGAUUCACUAGAAGUUCACACUUUUUUUGGACUUGAGAUUGAUUUAUUUAUUUAUUUUGUUCAUUUUAAUCAAACAUAUUCCAGCAUUAACCAUAGUUUCUUUACAGUAUUAAACUUGUAAUGGUUUUUACACUUAUUAGUUUAUUUGUCUUGUUUGCUUAUUUUUCAAUUUAUGAAUGUUUUCAGUAUCCCUAUAAAAUUAUUUUGUGUGAGUCUUGUAUGUAUCUCUGUCUAAGUUAUCGUGAUUGUACAUGAAUUGAAUAAUUUUUACUCUUUGUAUAUCUUCAAAAGAUUUUUUUUUAAUAUGAAAAUGCUACAUUAAUGUAGUAAUUUGUUUUAGAAAUAUACGUACAUGUAUUAAUGUCUUGAGGCAUCGUCAGCUGUAUCUCGUAAUAGGAAGAUCCCAAUUCUUACUCGUCUGAAAUAAUAAAUGUUUUAGUUUUCUGUGUCAGCACAAAUAUAAGUUUCAAAUAUUCUUGAAAAAGUACUUUUAGAAUUUUUUUUUUAUGUUUUCAUAGAUAAAAAAGUUGAAUAUGCAUAUAGACUGUGUGUAAUGUACUAUAGAUCACUUUUAUUUUGUAAGACCAUAUUUUUGUGAGGAUACACUGAUUUAUUAGUCUACUGGUUUGUAAAACUGAAGGGGACUAUAGCUUUCUUUUCCAUCUGUCAGUCUGUCCCAUUGGUUUUCUGACUUUUUUCCAUUAUGCGUAUGAGGAUUCAUUUGAAACUUGCAGUGUAGUUUCAGAGUGGCAAAUUAAGGAUCAAGUUUGAAUUUCGUAAAGUUUAAAGAAAUCAAUUUUUUAUAUUUUACAUUCUAAAUUUAUAUUCAUUGGGAUCAUGUUCUGAUGGAAAAGCUGUAAAAGUAGGACAUCUGGAUAGAGGCAGUUGAUGAAAGGACGCUGAUUGGGUAAAAAAUCAAUUAAUUUUAUAUUUCAAGCUCAUUAAUCACAAAUGGAACGUAUCAAUGAAAAUAUAUCAAAUCUGUUAAUCACGCGAGUUUUUAUCUGUAGUUGGUUAGCGAAGUACUCAAUUUACCGACUGAAAUUGCGUGUAUUAAAAAAAAAGGCAAACAGUGUGUCGCACGAUGACGGACUACCAAAUUUUCUUGGUUGUUUUUAUAAAUAUAAUUAUCAGACCCAAAUUUACUGUAUGACAUUUAGAAUAUAUGCUACAUGUUUAUGAAAUGAAUUUUAGAAUUAUAAAGUUCUGACUAAGAUUAUUUUAUCCCAGAUAAAAACUACAUGAAUCAACUGUAUGAACAAGGAAACAUCAAACUAAUUCAAUAUUGGUGAACAUGGUGACUUGGUACCGAUAUUUUAGGUCACAGUUCAUAUAAUCAAAGGUCAAACAACAUCAAAUGUACAUUAUCCAUCAAUUAAUGGGGGCGCUGUUAAGGGGACAUGUAUUGCUUAUGUAAUACUCCCAGAAUGUGUGUUUAUUCAAGAGACACAUCUUUCGCAAAUUGUUAUUUAGUGCUUACAACUUCUAUAUUGCAGAGUUUAUUCUCGAGAGCUAGAAUUUUUUGAGAAUGAAUAGUCUCACGAAAUAACUUGUUGAUAAUGUUCUUGUGAAUGAAAUGUGAUUUACAGUAGUUGAUAGUCAGAUAUACCCAUGUGCCUUAGGCAUUUAUAGUAGCUUGUAAAUCUCAUAAAUAUCCAAUGUGUUCAAUAGAUAGUUAUUCAUUUAAAUCACAGCUAUGCUAGAAUUCAGUGACUGAAUGACAAUGUCAGCUGUCUGUGGGACCUUUAGAAGUGUGCCUAUGGAGUGUUUGUGUGUGUGUGUUGAUAUGUCCUAGAGAGGCAGCACAGACAGGAUGCAAAAGCAGACAUGAAAUUGCACCCAGAGAUUAUUUCAUCUAAAUUUGUCUCAUUUUAAUUGUCAUAGAGAAAUUUCAUCAUACUGAUUCUGAAUGGCAAUACCAGCAAAUAUAUUUCUUAACAUUCUUUACGUACAGUACUGAACAGGGCAAAUUAAUUAAGCAGAAUGUGUUCACCAUAUUAAGAACAAUGAAACUACAAGUUGUCAAAACAGUAUGCCAGUAUUCUCAUAUAAUGUAGAUUCUAGUAUGCAAGCAUUGUUAAAUAGUGCAGAAUCCAGUGUGUUCAGACAUUGACCUUUGAUCUCUGACAAUCUUUUACAUUGCCAAAAUAAAAUCAAAGUACUUCUCCUUUUGUAGUUCAGAUUUGUUCAUACCAUGCACAUACAUGUAGGUCCGGGGCCACACAACAUUUUAUGUUAUAGCAUUAAACACUUGUAGGAGAAUCUUUUUUUUAAGCUCCUCCCCUGGGAGGAGCUAUCAUUUGUCAAAGUAACAUGCAAGAUUCCUGUACUGUAGUUUACUUUCAGUGUUUUCUUCACUUUGUUUAAGUGGUCACUUUUGAUUUGUCCAGUGUCUAUUGGACCAUUUUCAACCAAACUUGUCAUGAAGCAUCUGGACUCAAGUUUCUUUAAAUGAAGGGAUAUGUCAGCCUCCAAGGGAGGGGGGGGGGAUAAAUUAAGGAAUGGGGAAGGGUGUUUUUAAAAAAUCUCAUUAAGAACCACAGAAGUAUAAAAGCCCGGACUUGUAAAACCUUACAAAAUGUAGGUUAAGUUUGUUCAAACCAUGACCCCAGGGGUUGGGGUUCUGAAAAUGCUCUUGAAAAAUGUUUUCAAGAACCACAAGAGAUAUCUUUGAAAAGGUCCUUAAAAAAAACCAUGAGGUUUCAAUGUCUGAAAAUAUUAAUAUAUUUAUAUAAGCAUCCCUAUAUUAAUGUAGAUAAAAGUUUGUUUACACUAGUAGGACCCCUGGAGCAAGGAUGAGAUGUUUACACUAGUAGGACCCCUGGAGCAAGGAUGAGAUAAGAUGGGUUUUAAGUUUUACAUAUUUAGGUGUUAACAGUUAUUAGGGGGGGGGGGGGUCUCCCCUCAAACCAUGACUCAACCAAGGUUGAUGUUCUUGGGAAAAGGGUGCUUUACAUUGUGUAGUUUUAUGUCAUUAAUUAUCAGGAAGUUUUUUGUGAAGUUAAAUGCCAUCAAUAAUCUUGGAAGUGUUUUAUAUGAAUUAUAACAAAGUUAAAAUUUGUGAAGUUACUUGUAAACUUUUCUUUCAGUGUUUGGAAAUAAAGGGCUGUAAGAUUUAUAUUAUAAGACUGUAAGAUUUUUAUUAUAAGACUGUAAGAUUUAUAUUAUAAGGCUGUAAGAUUUAUAUUAUAAGAGUGUUCCAGUCUUGUUUAAGGAAAUAUUUUACAUAUGAUUCAUUAAUUGUAAAGUAAUUAAUGUUUCAAUGCUGCCAAAGUUUGUUUCAUAUCAAAUGCUAUGAUAUGUAGAUAUGCAAUUGCUCACGUAGCUUUUUAGCUUUUAUGCAUAAUACAUGAAUAUUUGGCCUUUUAACCAUGAAAUUUUACCGAAUUAAUUUUAAUGUACAUCUGACGCAAGGUAGAUAGUAAUGAAUAUGAUAUUGAUGGGGAUGUGUUUUGUGCUCAUGAACCUAUGUAUGGAUAAUAAAAAAAAAAUAUGUACCUUCA
This is a messenger RNA of Ostrea edulis (European flat oyster), 9196 nucleotides long. RefSeq names its product polyamine-transporting ATPase 13A3-like. The transcript is spliced from 29 exons. Gene Ontology annotation, biological process: polyamine transmembrane transport; intracellular calcium ion homeostasis. Gene Ontology annotation, cellular component: membrane. The coding region runs from base 272 to 4261 and encodes 1329 amino acids. Lineage: Eukaryota; Metazoa; Mollusca; Bivalvia; Ostreida; Ostreidae. The record is from RefSeq and is a predicted model, not a curated record. Gene Ontology annotation, molecular function: ATP hydrolysis activity; ATP binding; P-type ion transporter activity.